AUGAGUGUUGACCGAGAACAUCUCCUUGAGGAGCAUUCCCCCGAUACUCCAGCACAUUACUUGCACUCAUCGGUUGAUAAUGAAUCCACACGUCUACCCCAGACGAUCGCCCAUCGGGGCUACAAGGGACAGUUCCCAGAGAACACAAUAUGCGCGAUUGAUGGAGCCAUUCAGGCAGGGACUCAUGCACUAGAGCUCGACCUGCGUCUCUCUCAGGAUGGAGUCGUGGUGUUAUCGCAUGAUGCGACUCUGCAGCGAUGCUUCGGCAUCAAGAAGAAGGUAGAGGAAUGCGAUUGGGACUAUUUAAAAACAAUUCGCACCCUGAAGGCUCCACACGAGCCGAUGGCGAGGCUAGUCGACGUCUUGGACUUUAUGCGUCAACCCGGGCGCGAACAUAUCUGGAUCUUGCUUGACAUCAAGCGUAGUGACGACCCGGAUAUCGUCAUGCGACGAAUCGCCGAAACGAUUGAAUCAGUGCCCAUCCCGGCUAUAGGACCGGACUGGCAUCGGCGGGUCGUCCUGGGAUGCUGGUCAUCGCUAUAUGUACCUCUGCGCGCACGAUAUUUGCCCCGCUAUUCGAUGACCUUGAUCUGCUUCGAUCUAGGUUACGCCCGCCAAUUCCUGCAGGUGCCGCGGAUCUCUUUCAACGUCAACCAGAUUGUUCUUAUGGGCCCGCUCGGCCGUGGCUUUUUGGAAGAAGCGCGGGCUGCACGUCGCUGCGUGUAUUUAUGGACGGUGAACUCUCCAAGCCUGAUGCGCUGGGCCAUUCGUCAUGAAGUGGAUGGAGUCAUUACGGAUGAGCCAGCUCGAUUCCGGCAAGUCUGUGAGGAGUGGGAGAAGGAAGAGAGGAACGAAACAGGUGCCUUCCAUGAUCCGCAGUUGGAUCGGCUCACCGUGGGUGAGCGGCUUCGAAUCAUGGCCGUGGCCGUGUAUCUCCUGCUCUUCGGUUGGUUCCUCAAGCUCAAGUACCUCCCCUCCGUGGAGCGCGUGCAGUUCGAGCAACGCAAGAUUAAUUGA
Penicillium cinerascens is the source of this 1017-nucleotide messenger RNA. Its product is annotated as glycerophosphodiester phosphodiesterase. The record is from RefSeq and is a predicted model, not a curated record. NCBI's taxonomy places the organism in Eukaryota, Fungi, Ascomycota, Eurotiomycetes, Eurotiales, Aspergillaceae. The transcript has 4 exons. Gene Ontology annotation, molecular function: phosphoric diester hydrolase activity. Bases 1 to 1017 code for a protein of 338 amino acids. Gene Ontology annotation, biological process: lipid metabolic process.